CUCCGCCGAGCCCAGCAGGAAGGAGGGCGCGAGCGGGCGAGCGCGGGUGGCGCGAGCGGAAAAAGCGCCCGCGCGGGGAAGCGAAAAGAAGGAAAGAAAGAAAGAAAACGAGCGCGAGAAGGGGAAAAGCCAGCGAUCGAGCGAGGGCGCGCGCGAAAACUCCCGGCAGGUGUACUAAUGGUGUUGUGAUUACGUAGGAGAAUGCCCUUUCUACGGGGGGACAGCAGCUGAAGAGUGUAGAGUUUUCAGAGGAAGUUCGCUGUGGAUUAAUUGUGUGGGUAUUGCAGUCUGCAGAAACAAACAAGGAGCGGGGCUGAGUUCUGUACUGAACAGACAACAGGCUGCCUGGCAACCCGCUGAGCUCCAGAAGAGCAGCACUUUCAUUUGGACCUUUGGAUGCCCACUGAGCUGAUGCUUGAGACCUACGAGUAAUCUUCAGAUCAGAGCGGAACCAUAAGGCCUUUCCUUUGCGUGGGGAGGAGACAGCCCAUGUUCUGUGGAAAUGAACGGGGAGCAGCAGCUGGAUGCAGAUGCUGGAUCUGGUGUGGAAGAAGUGGAAUUAAGCUGGGAAGAUUAUCUAGAAGAGACCGGGUCCACUGCAGUUCCCUAUGGAUCGUUUAAACAUGUGGACACACGUUUGCAGAAUGGAUUUGCUCCUGGAAUGAAGCUGGAGGUGGCUGUGAAGACAGACCCUGAAAGCUACUGGGUCGCCACCGUCAUCACCGCCUGUGAGCAGCUGCUGCUUCUCCGCUACGAUGGCUACGGCCAGGACCGCAGGGCCGACUUCUGGUGUGACAUCAGGAAGGCCGACCUCUACCCCAUUGGGUGGUGUGAGCAGAAUAAGAAGACCCUUGAAGCCCCGGAAGGCAUCAGAGAUAAAGUGUCGGAUUGGGAUGAGUUUCUGCGGCAGACCCUGAUGGGAGCGUGUAGCCCUCCUGUUCCACUUCUCGAAGGCCUCCGCAACGGGAGGAAUCCUUUAGAUCUCAUUGCUCCAGGCUCCAGGCUAGAAUGUCAAGCUUUCCGGGACUCAUUAAGCACUUGGAUUGUUACUGUAGUAGAAAACAUUGGGGGAAGGCUGAAGCUGCGUUAUGAAGGACUUGAAAGUUCUGACAAUUUCGAGCAUUGGUUGUAUUACUUGGACCCGUUUCUUCAUCACGUUGGUUGGGCUGCUCAGCAGGGAUAUGAGCUUCAGCCCCCAUCAGCCAUCCGGCAUCUGAAGAAUGAAGCUGAGUGGCAGGAGAUCUUGGCCAAAGUGAAAGAGGAGGAGGAGGAGCCAUUACCAUCAUACUUAUUUAAGGACAAACAAGUUAUUAGCACUCAUUCAUUCUCUGUAAAUAUGAAGUUGGAAGCUGUGGACCCCUGGUCUCCUUUUGAGAUCUCUCCUGCUACAGUUGUUAAGGUCUUUGAUGAGAAGUACUUCCUGGUGGAAAUGGAUGAUUUGCGACCAGAGAAUCAUGCCCGGCGAUCUUUUGUGUGUCAUGCUGACAGUUCUGGUAUUUUCCCUGUGCAGUGGAGUCUGAAGAAUGGUUUACACAUCAGCCCCCCUCCUGGCUACCCAGGCCAGGACUUUGAUUGGGCCGACUACCUCAAACAGUGUGGUGCUGAAGCUGCUCCCCAGAGGUGCUUUCCUCCGUCCAUUUCUGAGCAUGAAUUUAAGGAGAAUAUGAAGCUCGAGGCAGUGAACCCUCUUCUCCCCGAAGAAGUAUGCAUUGCCACCAUUACUGCGGUGAGAGGCUCCUACCUGUGGCUCCAGCUGGAGGGUUCUAAGAAGCCCGUACCGGAAUGUAUUGUGAAUGUGGAAUCCAUGGAUAUAUUUCCUUUGGGCUGGUGUGAAACCAAUGGCCAUCCCCUCAGCGCCCCUCGCCGAGCACGAGUACACAAACAGAGGAAAAUUGCAGUGGUUCAACCAGAAAAACAAAUACCGUCCUCCAGGACUGUCCACGAGGGUCUGAAGAAUCAGGAGCUGAACUCCACAGACUCAGUUAUGAUUAAUGGAAAAUACUGCUGUCCAAAGAUAUAUUUCAACCACCGUUGCUUCUCAGGGCCGUAUCUUAACAAAGGAAGAAUCGCUGAGCUGCCUCAGUGUGUAGGGCCUGGGAACUGUGUUCUGGUCCUCAGAGAGGUCCUCACUUUACUUAUCAAUGCAGCCUACAAACCCAGUCGCGUCCUUCGGGAGCUGCAGCUGGACAAGGACUCCGUGUGGCAUGGAUGUGGGGAGGUCCUAAAAGCCAAAUACAAAGGAAAGAGUUACCGGGCUACUGUUGAAGUAGUGAAGACAGCAGAUCGUGUGACUGAGUUCUGCCGGCAAACCUGCAUCAAACUGGAGUGCUGUCCGAAUCUGUUUGGCCCAAGGAUGGUUCUGGACAAGUGUUCCGAGAACUGCUCAGUGCUUACAAAGACCAAAUACACACACUAUUAUGGAAAGAAGAAAAAUAAAAGAAUCGGGAGGCCACCUGGUGGGCACAGCAACUUAGCAUGUGCCCUGAAAAAAGCCAGUAAGCGGAGGAAGAGGCGGAAAAAUGUCUUUGUCCAUAAGAAGAAACGCUCCUCUGCAUCUGUUGAUAACACCCCGGCGGGCUCGCCCCAGGGAAGUGGGGGUGAAGAUGAGGAUGACCCAGAUGAAGGGGACGACGAUUCCCUGAGUGAGGGCAGUACGUCGGAGCAGCAGGACGAGCUACAAGAAGAGUCAGAAAUGUCAGAAAAGAAGUCGUGCUCUUCCUCGCCCACCCAGAGUGAGAUCUCUACGUCACUGCCUCCCGACAGACAACGCAGAAAAAGAGAGCUUCGCACUUUUUCAUUUUCUGAUGAUGAGAAUAAACCUCCUUCACCAAAGGAAAUAAGGAUUGAAGUUGCCGAGAGGCUCCAUCUGGACAGUAACCCCCUCAAGUGGAGCGUGGCGGAUGUGGUCCGGUUCAUCAGAUCCACCGACUGUGCUCCGCUGGCGAGGAUAUUUCUAGACCAGGAAAUUGACGGGCAGGCCCUGUUGCUUCUUACCCUUCCCACUGUUCAAGAGUGCAUGGAUUUAAAAUUGGGCCCCGCCAUCAAACUCUGCCACCACAUAGAGAGGAUCAAGUUUGCUUUCUAUGAGCAGUUUGCCAACUGAGAAGGACAACCAAAGUGAGCUGUGUCUUCACAGCACAAGUGCAGCAAAUCCUUCUCACUGCUCUCCAUGCUGCGCUGAGACAGCCCUGGGGCUCUGGGCCUUGCAGGGCUCGGCCUGCUCUCUUUGCACUUUCAGGGAAGGAGGACCCACACCGAGGAAGCAAAAACUGCAUGGAAGGGGCUCCCCAGCCAGUGGGAAUGUGGGCAUCUCUUGGUCAGCAGAUUGCAGUUUUAAAAAGAAGAAGGGUUGUGAAGAAAAGACUCGAGUCAGAAGAACGAACAUUUCCAGUGGUGUGGCCUGAAAACGAAGAAGAACUCGGCGGCCGGAAAGCACCCUUAUGGUUGUGUUCUUUUUGUUCUGUUCCUUCCCAUUGUAGAUUGAACUCUUUCCUGGAAAGAGAGGACAUAGCUUUAAGUCAGCACUGAUUUGGGACUGUGCCUAAGGCACCUCAGUGCUUCAUUGUCAUUGUGUUUUUAAGCUUUUUUAAAUUAAAACAGUUCAUUUUGGGGA
This is a messenger RNA of Neogale vison (American mink), 3613 nucleotides long. RefSeq names its product Scm like with four mbt domains 1 (gene SFMBT1). Gene Ontology annotation, cellular component: nucleus. Gene Ontology annotation, biological process: regulation of DNA-templated transcription. NCBI's taxonomy places the organism in Eukaryota, Metazoa, Chordata, Mammalia, Carnivora, Mustelidae. The record is from RefSeq and is a predicted model, not a curated record. Gene Ontology annotation, molecular function: histone binding; transcription corepressor activity. The transcript has 23 exons. The coding region runs from base 503 to 3103 and encodes 866 amino acids.